This is a messenger RNA of Penicillium hordei, 1617 nucleotides long. RefSeq lists its product as uncharacterized. The transcript is spliced from 6 exons. The record is from RefSeq and is a predicted model, not a curated record. Lineage: Eukaryota; Fungi; Ascomycota; Eurotiomycetes; Eurotiales; Aspergillaceae. Bases 1 to 1617 code for a protein of 538 amino acids.
AUGGCGGACCCACCCACGGGGGCUCCCGAGCCCCUUACCACAAACACGCAGAAAGGAACAAGGAUCGACGAACAGGAAAACCUUGAACCAACGACCGCAGUCCAGACUAGCAAACGUAAGCGGACGGGUGACAACCAAAGAGAUUCAGCAUAUUAUCGAACACCUACAACACACUAUCGACGAGCAAACUACCCUCAUACAAGUCACUCGGGCCGAACUGAGAGGACACGCUCCUGGGCGGCCGUUGCAUCCGGUACAGACAAACUACAACCCCGGGAGAACCACCGACGGAACUACAAAGACAAGAACUGCGUCCGCAUCAGCACCGGACAGUCUCUCACCGAAUCACUGGACACGGAAGCUACUGGAAACGCAUUUGGUCGCUACCUCCAGACCGUGGCUGCAAACUCCCAUGUCAGGACGGCGCUAUCGAAGACACAAGCCACCCAGGAUGUCCAAGCGUCGGCCGAAGCGGCCCGCAACAACACCGAGUGGCUGACCGAGUUAGGCAAUGACACGAGACUGGUGAAGGCACGAUUCGGAGUAACUGUCCACCAUAUCCCGACCUUUGGGUUGGACCUCGAAAGAAGAAACACUGAAGCCAUUGAAAAGAUCACAAACGAGAACGACCUCACAGACCGCGGUUUUCGAAUCGAGGACAUCGCCUGGCUGAAGAAAAGGGCCAAAGAAUUGGGAACGUUUGCCUCGAUGGACAUCAGGUUUGAUUCAUUAGAGGCAGCGGAGUGGAUGCUCAACAAUGGGCUAUUGAUCGAUCAACGGUACAUUGGAAGAGUAGAAAAGUGUGAGAUCAAAAAGAAGCGGUGCUUCCGAUGCCAAGGCCACGGUGCCCCUAUCAGAAUGUUAGAGAACAACCUCCGAAUCCUACAACUGAACAUCAUGAAAUCGAGGGCAGGCAUGGAAGCUCUUAUCAACGGUCAUCAAAGUCAGAACCCGGACAUACUCCUUAUCCAGGAACCGUCAAUUACCGCGUACCGAACACACGUGAACCACAGCGCAUGGCGACUAUACCAACCAACCGUGGAGAGCGACUCGGCUCGAUUCCGAAGUCUCAUCUACGUUAACCGCAAACUUUCAACCUCCUCCCACCGGCAAGUGAGAUGCAACCAUCCAGAUUUGACAGCGAUCAAGAUCUGGACGGCCGACUCCCAGUUUCUGAUCUUCUCGGUUUACAUCCCGCCCGUACCGAGGCAGACGCCUGAUGAAGCAUCGGCGGAGACGACUCUAUCGGCGAUCCACGACACGAUCCUAAACACCUCGCAAAACGAUAACUACGAUUUGGAUCUGGAUCUUGAAUCAAUUUGGAGAGAAUUCCCCAAUAUACCGACACCGCCGCCUUGCCUCGCAGAAAGCCAUGGCACCCUGUGCUCAAACCAGCCACUCAGGGAAUGGUUGGAGUAUACUCAGCAUGCGCAUAAGAGGACUUCUGCCAUUGAAUGUGUCUUCUAUCCCAGCUACGAGAACGUCCGCUCCUUCAGCUGGACGGGGCCGGAUCCGUUAUCCCAAGACACCUGUGCCGAUGAUAUUUUCCUUUAUGAAGCUCAGUACGGAAACCGGAGAGGCCGUCGAAGAGUAUCCGUUCUUUCUUCCACGAGUUGA